GGCGAGAGGAAGAUCAAUUAAACGAUUUACCUGUCUUAGUCCUCCCGUCACUCGGCAGAGGUCCGCCGAAGCUCGACCAGAAAUGCCCAUGGUCGAUGCUAAUGGAACCCCUCCCCGAGUGAUGGUGGCUGUUGAGAAGUGUCAGUUUUUCCUCACCAAGAUCUCCUUCCUCGGCCACGUGGUUACGGACCAAGGGUUGCAGCCAGAGCCUCAGAAGGUAGCAGCCGUGAAAGAUGCGCCAGUACCAACGUCCGUGACACAAGUGUGCGCCUUUUUGGGUUUGGCAUCGUACUAUCGAAGGUUCAUCAAGGGGUUUGCGACGAUUGCGGGACCACUCACGAAUCUGCUGAAAAAAAAUCAGCCGUUGAUCUGGACCCCGCAAUGCGAUCGGGCUUUCCGAGAACUCAAGGCGGCCUUGAUUUCGACUUCGGUCCUUAUAAGACCGGACCUGGAAAAACCGUUUGUCCUCAUCACCGAUUGGCAGCCCGAGGCGAUCUCAACGAUCUUGGCCCAGGUGGGACCAGACGACCUCGAACACGUGGUGGAAUACACGUCUAAGACGGUGCCUGCCUACAAGCGCAACUACUCUGCCCCGACGGGGGAAUGCUACGCGGCCUUGUGGGGGAUCAGUCACUUCCGAGUGUACUUAUAUGGCCGGAAGUUCACGUUGGUGACCGAUCACGAACCGUUGCUGGCAUUGAAGAAGUCCAAGGAUUACUCGGGUAUGAUCGGGCGAUGGGCUACCACGUUGCAGAAUCCAGAGUUGGGAGUGAGAGCGAGCUUAGCCGAGACGACGGGCCCUCCCUUCUCCAGGAAACAGCAGAAGACGGAAAGUGGUGGGGGGGUGGAGAAGGGGAAGGAGGGGAGGAAGGGGGGAGGAGGAGGUAAUCAUGUAGCUCCUGCUGCAGAGGACUCAGAAGGGAACAAAGGUCAUUUUUCUUCCGAGGGCAAAGAGGUUUCAAAGCGACAGAUCGAGCUGGUGCAGCGGAAAAAGGGCAGCAAGGAGGAGACAGAACCACCUGCUUCUCCCAAUACACUGGAGGUUGUCAGCUCAGGGGAGGAACUCACCGACUACUUAAGCUCAGGACCCCAGUCUCCGGCCUCUUCAGGACAACCGGCGGCUGCUGCAGGCCAGCAGAGGGAUCACCAACCCCCCCCCUCUUCUACACUACAUCACCUCCAUCUCAUCUCUCCUCCUUUAUCACCCCGCUUUUCCGAUCCCUCCUCUGCGGGUUCCCCCGCUUCUCCCUGCUUCAACCUGCAGCUAACUGACCAUGAUGACCCGGCAAGUCCCAAGCUUGUGGGAAGGGGAUCUCCACCAAUCCCGACCCCUAUAAUCGGUCAUCUGGGGACAGAUGGGGGUCCUCUUCGCAGGCAGCUUCAUUCCACUGGGAACCUGCAGGACUGGGAGAGAGUGACACGUGGUGCCGAGAGCUUUGGCUAUGGCGGUGGCCACGAAGAUGGAAGCAAGCAACCGCAACCUGUGGCUAUGGUGGGCUCUGGAGCCUCCCCAGCCAUGGGAAGGGAAAGAGGGAGAGGAGGGCAGACGUCUAUCAAGGCUUGGUUUCGUCGUCCUGCGGCCUUCAGGGGCUUGACGGACGAUCACAUGUUGAAGGGGCCAGAGAGCGGGGGGAUCACGAAAUGCCGAACGACGCCAAGGCAGCGAGUUGUGCCUCAGACACGACAGCGCUCCCCCUCUGCACCACCAAUACUCAUUUCUAGCUCUACCCGCUUUCUGCAAGAUGAGGAGGGGAGGUGGUUGUCUAACCCUUUCUCCGAACUGCAGCAGCAGCAGCAGCGUAAACCCCUCCCUCCCGGGCAAAGGGCCUCAGACGACAAACCACCCCCCGAUAUAGAGAUUAUCCCCUGGGUGCGCUUCACGCUGCAGGUCCGCAAGCGUGUGGAAAGCAGCAGCAGCAGCAGCAACAGCACAGUGACAUUACAGGACUUCUUGACCAAGCAAAAAUAUGCAGCCAACUUCUCGUUGACGUCAACUGCUCACAACCAGUCCGAUCAACAGCCGUCAGAUCUUUCUAAGCCGCGAUCAACGGCGGGCGCAGUUUACCCUCCUGCCUCUUCUCCUGCCUCUUCUCCUCCUCCUCCUCCUCCUCCUCCUCCUUCUCCUCCUACCCAUCACCAUCAGCAUCCCCGUGCUCAGCAUCCGCAGAAACGUAGUGGCUCCCAGCAGGGGCCGAUUUCGCAGGUGCAAAAGCUUGCACCUAACCAACCGCCUCCUCCUCCCCACCACGGAAGCAAGUGGCUGUCGGCAUCCCCAUCGCUUGUGUCUCCUCCAUCCCGUACGUUCUCCCACUUCGUUGCAGAUUUUGCACAGCUUGGCGGCCUGGCAAGAAGCAAUACUGAUGCUUACGGCGACUCCGGUUAUGGUGGGACGUCUCCAAGAAACGUUGCAACCUCUUGGCCGAGCAGCUAUGCCGAAAAGGCCUCUCCUUUCUCCUAUGCUUUGCUCCAUGGUCAUCACGGUCAUCCUCAUCGUCUUCACCAGCCUUCCAAGCCACAUGCCUCACGUUUAGAUCACCAACAACAGAUCACAUGCAGCGUCUAUGUCCCGGAAUCGGGGGGUAUGGUGGUGGCUGGACUGCUGGAUGGCACCAUAGUCAUGUGGAGAAGAAAGAAGAGAUACACGAACACUCCAGCCUUCUUCUUGGGACAUAAGGGAAGGGUGAUGAGUCUCCACCAUCUUGGAAGGUCUUCUCUCCCGGAGGGCACCCCACUCCUGCUACUUAGUGGUUCUUGCGAUUUCACUCUCAAGGUCUGGGACCCUGAGCUCAGGGGUAGUAAGAUCACUCUCAAGGCCCAGGACCCGGAGCUGAGGGGUAGUAAACAGCAGCAAUGCAUUCAAACUCUGGUGGGCCAUGAGGGGACCAUCACUUGUAUCUCUUCUGUUGGGUGCUCCAUCAUCUCGGGCAGUUCGGACCAGACAGUUCGCUUAUGGUGUCCCCAAGAAGGGAGGGAUGACGCGCUCUACCCUUGGUUCGAACCGCAGCGAGUUGUGACCCACAUGACCGGAUGGGUCCACUCCUUAGCCUUUGCCUCGGCAGGACUGUUGGAAGAUUGUGGAAUGCUGUAUGCAUCAGACAGUGACGGAAAUGUAGUGGCUUUCGUCCCGGUCGUAGCAAUUCCUCACUCGAGAGCAGGUAGGUUCAGAAGAUUCAACUUGCAGCCAUUCGUGCAGCACCAUGGGACUUUGAGGAGCUCACAACGGGUCCAGGUCCAGUCUAUGAACCAGGCUGGAUCACAAUCUCUGCAGGUGGAUCUUCUGCGCCCAGGUACACAGGCUGCUCAGCGGACAACAUCCCAGCUGAUUGAUGAUGGGAGCAAAAGAGCCAUUACAGCAAUAGGAAAGACGAGAAGUUCCAGCCUGGGCUCGAUCCCAAGACCGAACUCGUCAGUGACGGACCAAGAAGUGCCAGCUCGUACUGGUCAUGUUGGCAGUUGGUACUUGAGUUCCAGACUUGGCGGUAGCCUACAGACGGGAUCCCGGAACGAAGCCAUGCCCAACAAACCCCCUCAGAACAAGGGUCUUAUGCCUCAACGCCUAAGAGGAGGGGAUGAUGGGUACGAGGACAGAAGAAAGGGAGGAGGAGGAGGGAGAAGUUUCGUCAAUGACGGGAGUGUAAACAGUCGUUCUUUUUUGUCGAAUAGUGUAGGAGGGGUGAAAUACGACAAAAACAAACGGAUGUCAUGGACAGAUGGGAUGACUGGCCGUCAGGCAGCAGCAAUGGAGAGUUCAAGAAGGCACUCGUCGGCAGACAGUAGCGAGAAAUGGAUGACAAGGGUGAUUGCUAGCCGUGUCGGAGGUGAGGGAACAUCUGCGAGCAUAGUUGACCUCGACGCACUUGGAGGAUUGGUAGCAGGGGAGAGAGCUGCAGGACAGGAAGGAACAGCUGCAGGAAGAGGAGCAGCAGAACGGGGAGGAGGAGGAGGAGGAGGAGGAGGAGGAAGAGAUGGAGAGGGAGAAGAAGGAGGAAGAGGAGAAGAGAGCGAGGAGUUAAAGCCCAAACUGACCGCAGAAGAGAAACAAAGGUCUCUCGCCUCAAUUCGGUCGUCACUGCUUAGUUGGGUAGGAUACGAUCGUCAUCGAUCUAGGGAAGGAGGAGGAGGAGAAGGAGGAGGAAGGGGGGGGGGAGGAGGUGGUGGAGGAGGAGGAGGAGGUGGUGUCCGGAGUUUGUCGUCUUCGGUCACUCCGACCCCAUUCAUACAUCUUACAUCCAAGCGGUCUAUCUUCAAGGUUGUCUACAUGUGGGAUGAAAGGCAGAUCUUGGCCUUGACGCUUAACCCAGAGCUUAGGAUCUAUGACUCUACCACCGGCACUCUCAGUCAAACUCGAGCCAAUCCUAACAAUGUCCGCUUCACUGCAGUUGCCUGGAAUGCUCAUCAUAAAGAAAUCUUAGCCGUAGAUGUAUCAGGCUACGUGUUCAUCUACGAUCCUUACCACGCUCAAUAUAAGUUCUCUCGCCAGUUGGUUACGGCUGAGCUAACGAACAUAGCUGUGGCAAACAGGGGGCAGGAGUUGGUGGCGACAAGCAAGACAUCUAUCAUGAUCUGGAGAAUCAAUAGGGCUCUGGACUACUUCAAGUUGAAGGAUGGACAUGGUGGACCGAUUGUUGCCCUGCACGCCUUCAGACAAAGGCCCAUCGUCAACUGGUCAUUAGCUGUCGGCUUGGCAAAGAGCUUUGCCUCAGCCUCCAUGGACAACACCAUUCGCCUGUGGGACUUAACCACCAUGAAAUGUUCUCGGCUGCUCAAAGAGAAAGCUUCGGAGAUCACCUGUAUGAUUUACGUUGACGACAACAGCACCCUCAUCACCGGCCACGAGGAUGGUCAUAUCCGACAACGCAGUCUGGAUACCGACUCUUGCGUGAGUGUUAAGCGGCAUGGGAAUACAGUGAGCUGCUUGGCAAUCAUUCCUGGUUCAAGUUCUGGUCUCGGUUCUGGUCCUGGUGGUGGACAGCGUGUCCCUUCUCUUGCACUUGGGGGUCAAUUCUCCCCCCCUAGGAAACCGAGUAAGAAAGUUAUCCCCUGGCAGUUGGUUACGGGCAGUUACGACGGUAGGAUCGGGCUAUGGAACCUAGGGAAGAGGUCCAACACUCUACCGGAACUGACAACGAUGUGGGAAGCCCAUCAUGAGAACGAGGUAUUGGCCCUUAUAUAUGAUCCGCUGAAGCACAAGCUUAUCACAGGAGGAAAUGACAAAUUGAUCAAAGUGUGGCACCUGGGGUUAUCUCAACUAGAGGGGAUUCAUUUUGGCCACACGGAGGCCGUUACCUGCUUUGCUCUGCAUGAGCGCUUCUUGUUCUCAGGCUCUGAUGACUGUUCCAUUCGAGCAUGGAACUUAUCCACCUCUUCAUACCAUGACACACUCGUCAAGCACUUGCGAGGCCACCGAAAGACGGUGACCGCCAUCGAAAUCGUGGAGGAAACCGGCCAUCUCCUGUCAUGUUCUAUGGAUGGUACUCUUCUCAUCUGGGAUUACGGCAGAGAAGUCGUCCUUAAGAAGUUCGUUCAUACUGAAGCGUUCUCUUGCUUAGCUUACAAACCUAGCUCCAAGGACAUUAUCAUCGGGACUCAACAAAACAAUAUCUUGGUCUACACCAUGCCCUCAGAGUUGCGAUCUUUGAGUCAUCGAUGGAUGAUGACCUACACUAGAAAACGUCUUAGCAAUAGGUUUUGAUGUUAUCCCCGCACUAACAUGUCUCCCGCAUAGCAUCGGCGAAGUACCCGCAUAGCAUCUGAUAAGUACCCACAUA
Messenger RNA from Chara braunii, 5768 nucleotides. The record is from the annotation of a GenBank genome assembly. NCBI's taxonomy places the organism in Eukaryota, Viridiplantae, Streptophyta, Charophyceae, Charales, Characeae.